AUGGACCACUCGGCCACUUUUGCUCAUCACCUCCAAUUCCAACACCAACACCAACACCAAAACCAAAAUCAACACCAGUCUACUUCUUUCGACGCCGAAAAAGUUGACUAUGGCUUCGACUCUUUACUCGGUCACGACGCUUGUCUGACACACGGGCUCGAUUCCCUCGGCACAUGUAACAAUACCGAGAACGCCUGUCUCGACCAGCGCUGUUUUGACCACUACGGCAAGACUGCCGCCGCAAAGACCGCGCUCGAGAUUGGCCUCGAGCGCAACCACAGCGAUAACAAAGUUUCUCAUCGAAAUGACCCAGCCAUGAACACCCGCUCUGCGAAACUAAAGACUCGAUCCCAAUCGAAUGCCUCCAGUUCCUCUCCAAAGAUGAUGUCUCCAGCUGCAACUAAAGCCUCAGCGCACAGGCAAAAGCGAAGGAGACAGUCAGAGCAGAUACAGCUGCACCAGCAACUGCAUCACCGGCUAGAUUACCAGCCAUCCAACCUCCAUCAUAUGCAUUCACCCAACAUGUUCCAACAAAAUCAGAAUCUCCAGCACGUUGAGCCCACGGCGGUCCUUCAGACUGUUAACGAGAGUCUGCAACACAACUUCCACAUGCCCUUGUUAGAUGGCCAUCAUCCACAAUUUGGCAACUUUCAACAACACAACCAAGUGUUCUCGAUGCCUAGUCUCUAUGAACGUUGGCCCCAGGCUCUUGCGCCGUCUUGGGCAAACAUGAUGGGCCAAAGUACCGUCACUAAUUGUAUGCCCAUGUCGUGGCCAACACACAUGGGUUGCAAUGAUGCUGCUUCAGCCGAUUGCACUUCUGCGUGUGGUGAUACCAAAUGCUGGAGUGAAUGCAGCGACGCAGACGAUGCAGAUUGCUGUUUCGACACCUCUUGUGCCGAGAUCGACCUUUCUCAUGCCGCAUGCUGUUUCGAGCCCACUUGCGUCGAACUUGAGCCAUGUGUCAAUGCUGCAUGUCAAGAAGCCGCAAUUCCCUGCAACGACUCACAUUGCGUGGGAACCACCGUUUCAACCACCCCGGCCUCGGUCUCAGUCACAACACCCUCGGCCGAGCCCGAGCCCAUAGUCAACACCAUUCUCAGUCCGGUCGAACCAGGCCGAGGCGGCCCCCUUGACGUCGGUUCCGUAGUCAGCCAUGAUUUUGGAGAUUUUGCCCACGAUCUCGGUCAUGGUUUCCCCGAAGGUCUUGGUGAACAUGACGGCAACUUUAUGACUCGUCACGGUGGUUUGGGAUUGAACCAGGAUGGCGGGUUUUCCAUAUCCUCCCUUUCUCCUACCCCAAAGAUUGAAAUGGCUGAGACUCAAUCCAUAAAAGGAGAGCCAGAUUUCACUUGCCAGUGGCUUUGCGAAGACGGUGUUCUCUGUUCCAAAAAGUUUGGAGGCAACAAGGAACUCCAGGACCACUGCAAGAACGAGCAUGUCAAGAACCUGAACAAGGGCGAAAAUGGGUUUUGCUGCACAUGGUACGGUUGUACACGGCCUGGCCCGUUUUCUCAGAAAAGCAAACUCGAGCGACAUAUGCAGACGCAUACCGGAUCCAUGCAUAUGCGUACACACACGGGCGAGAAGCCGCUACAAUGCGAAAUAUGCGGGAAACGAUUUGGCGAAUCUUCCAAUCUAUCCAAGCAUCGCCGCACCCACAAUGUCCGUGGUAACCAUGUCUGUGAACACUGUGGCAAAGAUUUUCAUCGGCUCGACCAGCUUCGUCGACAUAUGCAGACCCAUCUUCCGGAUGGCAGUCGCAAGAGCAGCAAGAGUUCUUGA
Molecule: messenger RNA, 1785 nt
Organism: Fusarium sp. VM40
Lineage: Eukaryota; Fungi; Ascomycota; Sordariomycetes; Hypocreales; Nectriaceae
Source: the annotation of a GenBank genome assembly